This is a messenger RNA of Scomber japonicus (chub mackerel), 3419 nucleotides long. Its product is annotated as NLR family CARD domain-containing protein 3-like. Lineage: Eukaryota; Metazoa; Chordata; Actinopteri; Scombriformes; Scombridae. Gene Ontology annotation, molecular function: protein binding. The transcript is spliced from 12 exons. The coding region runs from base 1 to 3204 and encodes 1067 amino acids. The record is from RefSeq and is a predicted model, not a curated record.
AUGAAGAAAGAGGAGGAAGAGGAGGACGGAGCAGAGUCUGUAAUAUCCAGCUGUCUGUCUAUGAAGAGUGACAAGUCUAAAGGUUAUCCUCCAGCCUUCAGUGAUGAACCUGGACCAUCAGACACAAAGGAGGGGGGGCUGCGAUUGAGAGCAGAGUCUGUAAUAUCCAGCUGUCUGUCUAUGAAGAGUGACCGGUCUAUAGAUCUUCCUCUAUACUUCAGUAAUGAACCUGGACCCUCAGACACAAAGAAGAGGAAGAGGACGAUGAGGGUUCUUUCUGUAGAGGAGCAGCUGUCCUGCUGUUCUUUGUGUCAGGACGUCCUGAAGGAUCCAGUCUCUACCAGCUGUGGGCACUUGUUCUGCAGACAGUGCAUCAUCUCAUACUGGGACCAGUCUGCUUCACCAGGAGACUCCUCCUGUCCCCAGUGUGGAAAGAGAUCCAGAACCAGAGCUGGACUGCAGACAGACAGUCAGACCAGCACUGUACAAACAGAAAGUGGUCUGCAGGAGGUUUUAGAUGAACAUCAGAUCAGUCUGAGCAGCACAUGUGAAUGUGUGACUCAAGGAACUGAUGAAGCAGGAAGUGAAAUCCUCCUCAUCAGCAUCUUCACUGAGGUCCACAUCACAGAGGGACAGAGUGAAGAAGUUAAUACCCAACAUGAGGUGAUGCAGCUUGAAAGAGCUUCCAAGAUGAAGACCCUCCAUGACGCUCCAAUCAAGUGUCAGGACAUCUUUAAAGUCUUACCGGACCAACAGGAAACUGAAGAGGUUAAUACCCAACAUGAGGUAGUCAGAGUGGUUCUGAUGAACGGCGUCGCUGGCGUUGGAAAAACCUUCUCAGUGCUGAAGUUCACUCUGGACUGGGCACAGCGCUCCAACAACCAAGAUAUCAGUCUGCUGAUUCUGUUCUCGUUCAGGUCGCUGAACUUGAUCAAAGGUGAGCAGUACAGUCUGCUCAUGCUGAUCCAUGUUUUCUAUCCAACAUUACAGAAGCUCACAGCAGAGAAGCUCGCUGUCUGUAAAGUUCUGUUCAUCUUUGACGGCCUGGAUGAAAGCAGACUUUCACUGGAUUUCAACAACAGUGAGGUCGUGUCUGAUGUCACACAGAAGUCAUCAGUCAGUGUGCUGUUGACAAACCUCAUCAAGGGGAAGCUGCUUCCCUCGGCUCUCGUCUGGAUAACUUCCCGACCUGCAGCAGCCAAUCAGAUCCCUCCUUCAUGUGUUGACAGAGUAACAGAAGUACGAGGCUUCACUGACGCCCAGAAGGAGGAGUACUUCAGGAAGAGAUUCAGUGAUGAAGAGCAGUCCAGCACAAUCAUCUCACACAUCAAGACAUCCAGGAGCCUCCACAUCAUGUGUCACAUCCCAGUCUUCUGCUGGAUCACUGCUACAGUUCUGGACCACAUGUUGACUGCAGACCAGAGAGGAGAGCUGCCCAAGACCCUGACUGACAUGUACUCACACUUCCUGCUGGUUCAGACAAAGAGGAAGAAGAACAAGUAUGAUGAGGGACAUAAGACGAGUCCACAGGAGCUGACGGAGGCUGACAGGAACCUUCUUCUGAAGCUGGGGAGGCUGGCGUUUGAACAACUGCAGAAAGGAAACAUCAUGUUCUACCAAAAAGACCUGGUGCAGUGUGGUCUUGAUGUCACAGAGGCUGCAGUGUUAUCAGGAGUUUGUACAGAGAUCUUCAAAAAAGAGAGUGUGAUCUUCCAGAAAACAGUCUACAGCUUUGUUCAUCUGAGCGUUCAGGAGUUUCUGGCUGCAGUCUACAUGUACCACUGUUACACCAGCAGGAAGACAAAGGUACUGAAGAACUUCCUGGGAGAAGACUACAGUUACCUAUCUCUGGAUGAGUUCCUGAAGGGAGCCAUGCAGAAAUCUCUCAAAAGUGAAAAUGGCCACCUGGACCCGUUUGUCCGCUUCCUUCAUGGCCUCUCUCUGAAGUCCAAUCAGAGUCUCUUAGGAGGCCUGCUGGGUCAGACAGACAACAGUCCAAAAAUCAUCCAGAGAGUCAUCAACAACCUGAAGGAGAUGAACAGUGAUGAUAUCUCUCCUGACAGAAGCAUCAAUAUCUUCCACUGUCUGACGGAGAUGAACGACCGCUCAGUAUGUCAGGAGAUCCAAGAGUUCCUGAAGUCAGAGAACAGAUCAGAGAAGAAACUCUCUGAGAUCCACUGCUCAGCUCUGGCCUACAUACUGCAGAUGUCAGAGGAGGUUCUGGAUGAGUUGGACCUGAAGAACUACAACACAUCAGAGGAGGGAAAACAGAGACUGAUCCCAGCUGUGAGGAACUGCAGAAAGGCUCAACUUGUUAGCUGUGGACUCUCAGAGAUUCACUGUGAAGUUGUGGCCUCAGCUCUGAAGUCCAACCCCUCCCAUCUCACACACCUGGACCUGAGUGAAAACAACCUGCAGGAUUCAGCAGUGAAGAGUCUGUCUGCUGGACUGGAGAGUCCAAACUGUAGACUAGAGACUCUAAUAUUGAAGUGUUGCAGUUUGUCAGAGGUCAGCUGUGCUUCUCUGGUCUCAACUCUGAAGAGCAACUCCUCCCAUCUCAGAAAGCUGGAUCUGGGAGGAAACAACCUGAAGGAUUCAGGAGUGAAGCGUCUGUCUGCUGGACUGGAGAGUCCAAACUGUAGACUGGAGACUCUGAGAUUGCAAAACUGCGGUGUGUCUGAGAUCAGCUGUGAUUAUCUGGCCUCAGCUCUGAAGAACAACCCCUCCCAUCUCAGAGAGCUGGAUCUGAGUAAAAACAACCUGAAGGAUUCAGGAGUGAAGCGUCUUUCUGCUGGACUGGAGAGUCCAAACUGUAGACUGGAGACUCUGAGAUUGCAAAACUGUGGUUUGUCAGAGAUCAGCUGUGCUUCUCUGGCCUCAGCUCUGAAGAACAACCCCUCCCAUCUCAGAGAGCUGGAUCUGACUAAAAACAACCUGAAGGAUUCAGGAGUGAAGCGUCUGUCUGCUGGACUGGAGAGUCCAAACUGUAGACUGGAGACUCUGAGAUUGCAAAACUGCGGUUUGUCUGAGAUCAGCUGUGAUUAUCUGGCCUCAGCUCUGAAGAACAACCCCUCCCAUCUCAGAGAGCUGGAUCUGACUAAAAACAACCUGAAGGAAUCAGACGUGAAGCAGCUGUCUGAUCUUAAGAAGAGUCCAGACUGCAGACUGGAGAUUCUGAGAUGGUGGCCAUCAGACAGUGAGUGAACAUCCAGGAGUGUUGAGAGAGGAUCAGCUGGAUCCUGAUGAUCCAUCUGGAGUCUGGAUCUGGAUUUUGUCGUCUUCACUUAAGUCUCUUAACUGACUCCAAACUGAACAGUUAUCUCUGGAUUUAGCUGAAGUCAGCACUUAACAGAUGAGUUGUACAUGAGCAGUUUGAUGCAGAUCAAGAUAAAAACAGGUGCUAUAAGUCAGACUGUGAG